CUUCAUAAACCACGUCUCUUCAAUAUUAAGCGUCUUUGCUAGUAAAACUUGAACCUGACUUUUUAAAUCUUAAGUACCCAUUUCGAAAGUUGUCAUGUUUAAUCAAGCAACUUAUAAAUUCUCGAGCGGGCACUGCUUCAUAGUAUUUCGGUCUACCCCCUGUCAGCUACAAUGUCAACUUUCGAUGGCAUCAUUCACGAAUUCCCUAAUAUUAGAGUUGACUUCUUCCGUAAAUUCAACCUCCGGCCUCCGCUGGCUUGUUUCUUAAGCCAUGUUCAUAGCGAUCAUCUCGCCGGACUCGAUACGCUUAGAAGUCCUUUUGUUUACUGUUCGGCUGCCACAAGGGAAAUCUUGCUCCGACUUGAAAAGUAUCCUUGUCGACUGAGCUUUUUUAAAGGAAUACUCGAGGAUCCACGAAUGCAAACAUAUAAGCAUUUAGCCAAAAUACUAAAGCCCAUUCCUCUGGAUACCCCCACCAAGAUCGAGUUAGAUCCUACCCAGACCAUACAAGUUACACUUCUAGAUGCAAACCACUGUGCUGGUGCAGUUAUGUUCCUGUUUGAAGGCAAUGGCAACGCUGUCUUAUACACAGGAGACAUUAGGAGCGAGCCUUGGUGGGUAAAUUCUAUUGCUAGAAACCCUAGUAUGGUAGAGUACUCUACGGGACUGAAAACGCUUGACCGUAUAUAUCUCGAUACUUCGAUAUUGAGCAAUUUCCCUCUACAGACUAAGGCGGAUGGGCUCCGCGAACUUCUGGAGAAGGUUGCACGCUAUCCAAAGGAUACUAUAUUCCACAUGCAAGCAUGGACUUACGGAUACGAAGAGGUCUGGAUUGCCUUAUCGAAAGCUCUAGACUCUAAGAUUCAUGUCGAUAAGUACAAGAUGGGCGUUUAUAAAUCCCUUGCCAUCAAAUCAUCAGACAAUCGCUACGCUGAUCAAACUCACUUGACUAAGGAAGCUCCAUAUCUUGUAGGCUUCACCUGCGGUAAUACCCAACGGGAGGGGUGUCUGACGCUAGACGAAAAUGUGCGAAUUCAUAGCUGUGAGAAAGGUAUGGGCUGUAAAGUUCUGGAGACCAAACCGAUCAUGUGGAUCCAGCCAAUUGUCGCGCAUCUUAAGAAUGAGCAAGACAUGGUUGAAGUGGGUAUUGGUGGAGGCGGGGACGACCUGGCACAGAAACCAACCCUUGAAAGGGAGGGCAUUCGAGCUUUGUUACAAUUGGUCAAAUACAAAGGAGAGGUACUAGGUGAUUUAGAGCCUACGAUUACGCAAUUCCUUCAGAAAGCACUAGAUGUUUCUAGAGACGUCGAUCUCGAUAUUGGGAGAUUUAGCUUCAAGGAAGAGUAUUCCUUCGCAGAAAUAGUUAACUCACUUACUAGGAGAGUUGAAGAAAUCCGAAAUCCGGUAAGCAAGAUCGUAGAAGACCAUCCUGACGUCCUUACGAACCAAAUCGCAUUCCCAUACGCUAGGCAUUCUUCUUUGCCCGAACUUCGACAUCUUAUUGAGACUUUCAAGCCUGCCGAUAUUUGGCCAUGCACGGUAGAUCCGAAAUCUUGGGCAGAAGAGGGUAUUUCCAUAAAAAUUCUUUUCGGAGAUAUCUGCACUGGUGAUGUAUUCCAACAUGACUUGCUGAUGGGCGAAGUAUCGGAGCUGCGACCAAAGUUGCGCGAAGACGGGGGAAAUGCACCUGAGACUCAGUCAACGGCUGCUUCUCGGACAAGAAAUCUCACUAGCCCAACAAUCUCAUCACCUGAUGCCCUUCAGUACCAUACGUCCACUGGUAUAGACCAUAUAUCCGUAGGAUUUUCACCCACGAGAGGCCAAUUACGAAAUCAGAGUCCUAACAUAUCGUCACCACACCGCUAUUCGCAGACUCCCCAGGCGCAGAUGGUACAGGCCUCCUUUUAUUCGUACAAAAACAAACGCAACUAUAAUUUCUUCCAAGACGGCCGAGAUACACAGCUCGAAGACGACGAGGAAGAAAGCAAAUUAAACCUCCAGGACUCUCAGGAUCCAGAGAUAUCCGACUACGCAUACGAGACUAGGUUGCGCGCCUUUCGAGCAGCUCGGGCUAACAUGAAGGAUGACGGCGCUUGGAGAACUAUAAAUCUCAUCUCUACUACGGAUAACCACAGCAUGGUUGAGCCGGAGCUAUGAGAUAUAUGACUACCUAAAUACAUAAGUAUAUGGUGAACAACUGGUAUGAGAUCGGCGUUUGGGGGUAAUGGUAAUUAGCAAGACGCAUGUGUUUAUCUUAGGAGAUACCAUUUGCUUUAUAGAGGUCGCAAAUACAUUCAAAUUCCUUUUCAAUCUACAGCCAAC
This is a messenger RNA of Daldinia decipiens, 2322 nucleotides long. Its product is annotated as Metallo-hydrolase/oxidoreductase. The record is from RefSeq and is a predicted model, not a curated record. NCBI's taxonomy places the organism in Eukaryota, Fungi, Ascomycota, Sordariomycetes, Xylariales, Hypoxylaceae. Gene Ontology annotation, molecular function: damaged DNA binding; 5'-3' DNA exonuclease activity. The transcript has 6 exons. Gene Ontology annotation, biological process: protection from non-homologous end joining at telomere; double-strand break repair via nonhomologous end joining; interstrand cross-link repair. The coding region runs from base 172 to 2157 and encodes 661 amino acids.